Arvicanthis niloticus (Nile rat) is the source of this 1106-nucleotide messenger RNA. It is a transcript of the gene Fgl1, whose product is annotated as fibrinogen like 1. Gene Ontology annotation, cellular component: fibrinogen complex. The record is from RefSeq and is a predicted model, not a curated record. NCBI's taxonomy places the organism in Eukaryota, Metazoa, Chordata, Mammalia, Rodentia, Muridae. Gene Ontology annotation, molecular function: protein-macromolecule adaptor activity; extracellular matrix structural constituent. Gene Ontology annotation, biological process: fibrinolysis; platelet aggregation; positive regulation of heterotypic cell-cell adhesion.
GUUAGAAGUUCCUGGGAGGCCCCGUGUGGACCGAGCCUAGCUGAGCACUGAUUCAUUUUGACUUGAGUUCUCUCAAUGGGAAGAAUGGGGGAGAUUUGCAGCCUCGUCCUCAUCACCAUUGCUCUGAUAAUGGGAAGGGAAAGCUGGGCCCUCAAGAAUGAGAACUGUUUGCAGGAGCAGGUGAGGCUCAGGGCUCAGGUGCACCAGCUUGAGACCCGGGUCAAACAACAACAGGCCAUGAUUGCACAACUCUUGCAUGAGAAGGAAGUCCAGCUCCUGGAUAAAGGACAGGAGAACAGUUUCAUUGACCUUGGAGGCAAGAGGCAUUAUGCAGAUUGUUCAGAGAUUUACAAUGAUGGAUUUAAGCAGAGUGGAUUUUACAAAAUCAAACCUCUUCAAAGCCUGGCAGAAUUCUCUGUUUAUUGUGACAUGUCUGAUGGAGGAGGAUGGACUGUAAUUCAGAGACGAUCUGAUGGCAGCGAGAACUUUAACAGGGGUUGGGAUGACUAUGAAAAUGGCUUUGGAAACUUUGUCCAAAACAAUGGUGAAUACUGGCUGGGUAACAAAAACAUUAACUUGCUGACUACACAAGGAGACUACACUUUAAAAAUUGAUCUAACAGAUUUUGAGAAAAACAGCCGCUUCGCACAAUAUGAAAGUUUUAAAGUUGGCGAUAAAAAGUCUUUUUAUGAACUGAAUAUUGGAGAAUAUUCUGGCACAGCUGGAGACUCCUUGUCGGGAACUUUUCACCCUGAAGUGCAGUGGUGGGCUAGUCACCAAAGGAUGAAGUUCAGCACAUGGGACAGAGAUAAUGACAACUACAAAGGGAAUUGUGCAGAGGAAGAGCAGUCUGGAUGGUGGUUUAACAGGUGUCACUCUUCAAACCUGAACGGUGUGUACUAUGAAGGUUCCUACACAGCAGAAACAGAUAAUGGUGUUGUCUGGUACACCUGGCAUGGGUGGUGGUAUUCCUUGAAAUCUGUAGUUAUGAAAAUUAGGCCAAGUGAUUUUAUUCCAAAUAUUAUUUAGUUGUCCCCAUUGGGAUCUCCUUUCUGUAAUUAAUCUUGGUUUUAAAUAUUUGAAAAAUAUACGAUUCUAAAUAAUAC